GUUACUUUUGUAGCUGCUUCAACGCUGAAUUUUACGACCACCUAUAUCUUGAUAAUGUGAAAACGAUUUUCUUCAAGCAGUUGAUAAUGUUGCAUUAACAAAUCGACAUUUUAUACAGUAUUAUGCUAACCAGACGUUUCAUAAUACUUCUAUAAUUUAACGGAGACUCACGAACAUAUGAUUGACCAUUCGUUAAUUUUUACCAUGAUUCAGUUUCCGGCGUAUAUUUUCUUGAUUGCUCAAGUAUUCAUUUUGAUCAAAACUGAUCCACUUAAGGGUAAACAUGUUUUUCCAGUGGAUUAUCAACAAUUCCCUUUCAUUGUGUCAAUUAGACAAAAGUAUUUUAAAGGAAUAUCAAACGGUUACCACUUCUGUACCGGUUCACUUAUUACGCAGAGUCACGUUAUAACAGCUGCACACUGUUUUCAAACAAGAAUAAAAAAUGAACUCGAGGCGAUCGUUACCGGGCAAAAUGGGACAAGGCCCUAUUUGAUUCACUAUGAAAUCGAUUCAUGGUUAACAUAUGACUCAUGGGCUCGAGCAAAUGGAAAAACUAUCGAGUUUCCAAUGAAUGAUGUGGCAAUUGUUAAGUUAUCAUUACCGAUAAAUCACGAUGGUAUAACACCUGCUCUCCUCACGAAUUUGAAUAACGAACAACUCUAUGGCACAAAGGCAAUAAUAGUUGGCUGGGAAGGCGUACAUGAUAAUUCACUUACAAUGCACUUACUGCAAGGAAAAGUAACAAUAUUAAGACCCUUCAAGUCCGAGCAUCUGAUAAAAUUGGUGGCUAAUAGAAAAAUUAAAGUAAAUGAAAAUUAUCUGGUUACGUACGCCGAACCAUAUAUACUCUCAAGUUGUGGUGAUAGCGGUGGACCGCUUUUGGACAAAAACAAUUUUCUUGUAGGUAUCACACGAAGUACAUGUCCCGAUUCAAGUUGGGGUAACUUCUCUGAGGAGUUUAUAAAUUAUUAUAAAAUUAAUCUUCAUUCAAGUGUCCAUUACUAUAAAGAAUUCAUUGAAAAUGUGACGACAUUAUAGCUGAAGACGAUAAGAUACCAAUUUUAUGCCGUAAAUCAAUGCCGUAGAUCUGUACUUUAAAGAAUAGAUUGUAAACAAUAGGGAUUAUAAUAAAAAGGUAUCUGCUUAAAGACGCAUUGGAUGGCAAAUUUUUGAACAAAAGUAAUAUCAACUAUUUAUGAUCAACUAAAUAUAUUACUUUAUUCUUUGUUUAUCGUGAAUUUCUUCAAGGAGUCGUUAAAAUACACCACGAUUUGAGAAUAUUGGUAUUUACUACAUUCUCUAAUAAUUUCAUACAAAAGCCAUACAUACUUUUUGGAAAUUGUCAUGUUUUUAGACGAUAUAUUAUAUGUAGUAUAAUGCUAUAAUUGUUAAAUUGCUAUAGUAUGUGUUUUUUCUAAUAAACAGUCUUCAUCCAUAUUAAACGUAAGUAUUGUUGCAAAUAAUUUUUGACAUUAGUUAAAUGCAUAUAACUUGUUUUUUUCUUAGUAUAGUGUGGUUUUACAAUGAUGCAUGGUUGUUCCACAAGUUACAUAUGUGCAAACUAGGAUUUUUGACAGAAAUCAAAUCGUUGUUGAGAGAAACAUCGGUGGCCAUUGUUGGAUAAAAACAGACGUCUUAUAGGAAUGAAUUACCAAAGUAUUCUUACAAAUCAUGGCGUUGAACUGAUUUUCUUGAAGAGUUUGUGGUUUAUUACGUAUUAAGAAUUUAUAUAAGUAUUAUUUGCUCAAAUUCCUAUCGAAAAACGUAAUAUUAACUUAAAAUUCUUAAAAAUAUAACAUAGCCCUAUUCAUCGUACAACUUAAAAGUAUAACGUUGUUAUU
Molecule: messenger RNA, 1841 nt
Organism: Phymastichus coffea
Lineage: Eukaryota; Metazoa; Arthropoda; Insecta; Hymenoptera; Eulophidae
Exons: 4
Coding region: 178-1038 (286 amino acids)
Biological process (GO): proteolysis
Molecular function (GO): serine-type endopeptidase activity
Source: RefSeq, a predicted model, not a curated record